ACCUCCGAGGGUGAUAUCGAUCCGCGGAAGCUCGUCCAUUUUGGGCUUUUCGCACUUCUCAUGGACAUAUCCACCGGAAAGAAGUUAUAUGUCUCAGCAUACGACCGUGCAUGGGCAGUGACAAAUCUACUGGGGACAAGCAGGGACUUCUCUUCUAUCUUCGCGUCAGAUAGAUGAACGCUGCCGGAGCAUAUACGUGGAAUUGCCUGUGCGAUUGCCACCAGGUGCCUUUCCUUCCGCUAGCAGAGCUUGUCGAGACUCUGCCCGAUGACACCUCGGAAUCUCUGUUCAUGGUGCUCUAUGAGGCCAUGGAAACUUGUGGCUUCGUUCGAAGCAUAACUGGUAGCAAAGUGGACACCUUGCAGGAUGAGGCUCUCGCUCUUGCGUUCCUGGAACUCGCAUGUGACGAUGUCAGCGCAUGGUACAAACUGAUGACCGGCGACCCACGUGCCGCUCCAAUGUUAUCCCAGCUCUUUGAAGAAGGGACGACUCCCGACGAUGGAAUGAUAGAGCUCGUAACGCACGUAAUGGCCAAUCCUGGGAAGUUCAAGAGCGACUUUGAAAGGGCCCUUGUCCUCCACCGCGCAAUAUGUGUGUCCGGCCCUCUGCGAAACGACCUACCCGUGUACUGCUCAUCUUCGAUCGCAGCCAUUGUCCAUGGAAUUGCGAAGUUGGUGCCAGUCAGCGGCCAGUCAACGGAACCGCAAGUGCGCCUUACCAUGCGCCUUUCGCAAACACACUGGUUGGAGCUUUUAGGGAUGGUCAAGGGCCUCAUGGCACAGGCGGGACUAAGUUUUACUUCUGGACAGGGAAAGGUACCCUCGGAGGACCUUCGCCAGGCUGCAGACGAUGUUAUCGUUAUCGGUGUUCUCACCUGGAUGGCCAAACACCGAAGAGACUUUUUGAACAAUUUUUGUCAGCCGCGGAACAUUCAUCUUGUGGAGACAGGGAAAAGAAGCGACGCUAAGAAGUAGAAGGAAGUUCGGGUAGCUAUGGGUUAGUUGAAAGUCGCGUGUACUAGUAUAACAUUCUCCCCUCUGCCCAUGAAAUCCCAAGAAACUUAAGCUCAAGUAGAUCUGUUAGUCUAUUUUUGAACGUUCGUUUUCACUCACCUUCACACGGGAACUAAACGAAUGCAGGUUCCAA
Molecule: messenger RNA, 1146 nt
Organism: Pisolithus orientalis
Lineage: Eukaryota; Fungi; Basidiomycota; Agaricomycetes; Boletales; Pisolithaceae
Exons: 1
Coding region: 174-974 (266 amino acids)
Source: RefSeq, a predicted model, not a curated record